This is a messenger RNA of Penicillium concentricum, 1125 nucleotides long. Its product is annotated as WD40 repeat domain-containing protein. The coding region runs from base 1 to 1125 and encodes 374 amino acids. NCBI's taxonomy places the organism in Eukaryota, Fungi, Ascomycota, Eurotiomycetes, Eurotiales, Aspergillaceae. The record is from RefSeq and is a predicted model, not a curated record. Gene Ontology annotation, molecular function: protein binding. The transcript is spliced from 6 exons.
AUGCACACACUCAAAGCAGUAGCGUCAUCGACUCUGUCGCUGCCGGCAGAUAAUUACAUCUACUCGAUCGUCCCAUCUGCGCCGGGGACCUUCGCCGCCAUCUCGUCAGAUGACUCGCUGCGGGUGUUUGACGCCGUCGAUCUCGAUCGCGGAUCUGUGGUCUCGGACGCUGCUCACAAUGGUGUCACCGCCCUACGGAGCUUCGCUAUGGGCGAGUCACACCUCCUGGCUACGGGUGGCCGUGAUGGAAAGGUGAAGGUUUGGGAUGUUCGGACUGGGAAUGGAAGUCCGGUUGUGGAGAUGGAAACGACGAAAAAGUCGCCUGUUCUGUCGGUGGCUUGUAACCCAGAGACAAACACUAUUGUUGCGGGGACGGAGCUGGUCUCUUCACAGGCGGUUGUUGCAUUCUGGGAUAUCCGAUCCCCCCAGGAAUUCCGCCUUCAAUACGUGGAGAGUCACAACGACGAUAUCACCGAGACUAACCAUUACAUCGGCGCCUUGCCUGUUACCGGUACACAGCUCCAAUAUCACCCGACGCGCAGUAACAUCUUACUCUCCGGCAGCACGGACGGACUAGUGAACAUAUACGAUACGACCGUAACAGAUGAAGAUGAGGCCCUGGUACAAGUGAUCAACCACGGCUCCGUACAUCAUGCCGGGUUCCUCUCGGAGCGCACCAUCUUCGCCCUCAGUCAUGACGAGCACUUCUCCGUGUACCCGGCCACAGACCCAGACGAUGCCUCGCAGGAGCCCGAGCCCGUGCACUUUGGUGACGUGCGUGAUCCGCUAGGCUGCGAGUAUGUUGCGCAGCUGUGUGUUGGUGCACAGGGGCCGUAUAUCGCCGCUGGCAAUAAGAUUGACAACCGUCUCGAUCUUGUCCCACUCAUUUCCAGUCCGUCGUGGAAGCUAGACCGGGAUAAUCUGUGGCGCUUGCCCCGUGCUCAUUGCGAGGAGGUUGUGCGCUCGGUGUAUUUGGAUGAACAGAGUCAAUCAGUCUUCACCUGCGGUGAAGAUGGCUUCGUACGAGCAUGGAGACCUACUGAAGGAAGUGAUGCUCCAGUCCAGUCCGGGUCUGCAAAGGCUCGGCCGAAGGAGAAGAAGAAGGAUAGGUUCAAGCCGUAUUAG